AUGGAUGCUCUUGCUGGCAGCCCUUUGGGAUGGCUCUGCAUGGGUGUCACUGUGAUUUUUGGGGCCACUGUGCUCUGCAUGGCCAAGAGGAGCCUGGUGGAGAAAGGCAGCGUGCUGGUCUGGAGCCUGCUGCCUGCCUUGCUGGGGCUGCUGUGCGGGACUAUGCUGGGGGCUUGCGGAGGGCUGCUGGUGUUCUGCGGUGCGUGCCUUGUCUCCUCCGCUUACCUGGGUGGCACGGCGCCACUGCCCGUGGGUGACAAAGCCGUGCUCGUCACAGGAAGCGACACUGGGAUUGGACACGCGCUGGCUAAGUAUCUGGAUAACUUAGGUUUUGUUGUGUUUGCUGGGGUUUUGAAUAAGGACGGCCCUGGAGCUGAGGACCUGAGGCGGACCUGUUCUCAGAGGCUUUCUCUCCUGCAGCUGGAUAUAACCAAUCCCACCCAAGUCAAGCAAGCCUAUCUACAAGUCUCGGAGAAGGUGCAAAAUACAGGGCUUUGGGGAGUUGUGAACAAUGCGGGAAUCCUGGGCUUCCCUGCUGAUGGUGAGCUGCUCCCCAUGAGUGUGUACAGGCAGUGCAUGGAGGUGAACUUCUUCGGGGCCGUGGAGGUGUCCAAGACCUUCUUACCAUUACUUCGGAAGUCCCACGGGAGGCUGGUUAACAUGUCCAGCAUGGCAGGAGGCAUUCCGCUACCGAGGUAUGCUGCGUACGGUGCAUCAAAGGCAGCUCUGUCCAUGUUUUCUGGAGUAAUGAGGCAGGAGCUUUCCAAAUGGGGAAUCAAAGUUGCUGCCAUCCAUCCAUCAGGCUUCAGAACAGGUAUACAAGGCACAUCCGAGCUGUGGGUCAAGCAAGAAAAGGAGCUGGUGGAGCACCUUCCAGCAGACGUGAGACAGGACUAUGGCGAGGACUACCUGCUGGGGCUGAAGAGCUACCUCCCGCAGAUACCUGCGUACUGUGAUGCCGACCUCUCCCCGGUGCUGAGCUCCCUCCUGCACGCCUUGCUGGCCAGGCGGCCCCACAGCUUGUACACCCCUGGCAGAGGGGCUUACGUGCUCCUCUGCAUUUUCUGCUACUUCCCUCUCUGGUUAUAUGACUUUUUCAUUAGUAAGUUGAUGAGCAUUGAGUCUGUCCCAAGGGCACUGAGAACACUGGAGGCUGAAAACAAGAAUCUCUAA
Molecule: messenger RNA, 1173 nt
Organism: Cygnus atratus (black swan)
Lineage: Eukaryota; Metazoa; Chordata; Aves; Anseriformes; Anatidae
Gene: HSD17B2
Product: hydroxysteroid 17-beta dehydrogenase 2
Exons: 5
Coding region: 1-1173 (390 amino acids)
Molecular function (GO): oxidoreductase activity
Source: RefSeq, a predicted model, not a curated record